CAUCUUAAAAUAAAUCAUCACUGUCAGACGGAUUAUCGAGAAAAGUCAAAAUUGACGUUGCGCUUUGUCGGUGUUAGGGUAUUGCCAGGUGGUUUGAACAGGUUGGGAUGGUAAUCACAGGAAAUAGGGGGAAAUGAAAUAGUUAAUUUGGAAAGUAGUUUGAAUUUUUAUGCACGUGCAUCUUAAAAUGUCAUUCAUUGACAUUUGAGAAAUUUGUAAACAAUAAGGAGCAGUGCAAUGGAUCCUAAUGUUUUUCGGUUCCCGGCUCCCUAUUCCGGGAUGAAUUUUCCAAAAGAGAGGGCGCCGCCAUAUAUGACAUCAGAAGGCUUGCUGAUGCCGGCACACAUGCAACCACCUCCAAUGUAUGGGCCCCGUGGAUCUACGAUUCCGCCAAAGUUUUUACCGAAGCAUGGAAGGAAGAAUUUUCAUCAGCAGAAAAGAGAAUUCUAUUGUGAAACAUGCGACUACGACUUCAAAUCCCAGAUAGAUCUCGAGAGGCACAUUAGCGAGCAUCAGCAAUGCGGUGUCGAUGGCUGCAGUUUCAUAGGACAUCCCCGCAUUUUGCCGAAGCACAUCGAGCAACAACAUAAGAGCGGAUUGUACGAUAAGCUGAAAAACGUCACCACCCCAGAAGAAAUUGAAAAAUGGAAGGAGGAGCGACGAAAAAGGUAUCCAACCCAGGCCAAUGUCGCACUACGCCAACAAGCCCAGGAGGAAAGGCUUAAACGCGGCGAACGUCUCGAAGGGAACAAAUCACGGUUUGGUCGUCGCGAUGACAGAGAGAAGUGCCGUACCCAUGAAAAACCCAACAACGAAAAAAACAAGAAACGACGAAGAGUGCGGAAAAGAAGGCAUGAAGAGAAAAGCGAAGUUCGAAGUGGCGUGCAAGAUCAAGUUCCUGAAAAAGAUGACAGCGAAGAUGAUUGUGUAAUAAAAAAGUUCAAAGGAACUUCUACGCUGCCGGAGUACUCCAGGCCUGAAGUAAAGAAGAAAAAACCAAAGAAUGCGCUCUCUUGCCUCGCCGGGCUCUAUGGCUCAGAUAGCGAUGCUAGCAGCACCGUGGAAACCGAGGAUGAAGUGGAGUCAGAGAGUAAAAACGUGGCAAAUGUCAACACACCAACAGCUGAAUCCCCCACGAAUCAAUGUAAUAUUUCAAGUGAUGAGGACGAUCACAUUGAAAACCCAACGGAGUUGCUUGAUAUUCUCUCAUGCAAGCAAAAUGUUUCAUUUCCUGCCAAUGACAAAGAACAGAAAGAUGUUUCCCCUGAAGAGAUGGUGAAUGAUAACCUCAGUAAAGUCGAGAACCACUUGCACUCUACAAAUCCGGACUCUGGAAUUGACGAGGCUAAUUCACCAAAAAGCAAGGAACACAUUCAACUAAAGGAUUCCGUACAAGAUCCUGAGCCCGAACAGUCUGACAGCGAUGAUCAGCAAGAAGAAGUUCCUUUUGAAAAAACCGUCGAAACAUUCGAUGAAAAUGAGGUCGAACCCAACAAUGAGGAUGCAAAAGAAGAGACGACUGACAAAAAAUCAAGGAAACGCACGCGUCGUAGAAAAGCGCAGAAUGGCGACGAGCAGCCAGGGAACAGUACAACUAAGAAGCAAAAAAGGCAAUCAGGCUUAGAUUAUUCCAAGCUGCGAUAUCGACGCCAGAAUACUAUGCUCGAGAAGCUGCUUCAGCCGGACAUCAUCCAUGAGCGGAAUGUGUUGUUGCAAUGCGUCCGCUAUGUUGUACAGAACAAUUUCUUUGGAAUAGGUCAGCCGAAGUAGUGCUAUUGCGUAUAUUAGGUUGUUUUAUUUUUAAUAUCGUUGAUGAAUAUAUUAAGAUUAUGUUGGA
Hermetia illucens (black soldier fly) is the source of this 1837-nucleotide messenger RNA. RefSeq names its product nuclear fragile X mental retardation-interacting protein 1 (gene Nufip). Gene Ontology annotation, cellular component: nucleus. The coding region runs from base 238 to 1770 and encodes 510 amino acids. The record is from RefSeq and is a predicted model, not a curated record. Gene Ontology annotation, molecular function: RNA binding. The transcript is spliced from 2 exons. NCBI's taxonomy places the organism in Eukaryota, Metazoa, Arthropoda, Insecta, Diptera, Stratiomyidae. Gene Ontology annotation, biological process: box C/D snoRNP assembly.